This is a messenger RNA of Toxotes jaculatrix (banded archerfish), 5250 nucleotides long. RefSeq names its product sulfatase 1 (gene sulf1). Gene Ontology annotation, molecular function: glycosaminoglycan binding; N-acetylglucosamine-6-sulfatase activity; calcium ion binding. NCBI's taxonomy places the organism in Eukaryota, Metazoa, Chordata, Actinopteri, Toxotidae. The coding region runs from base 376 to 3843 and encodes 1155 amino acids. The transcript is spliced from 19 exons. The record is from RefSeq and is a predicted model, not a curated record. Gene Ontology annotation, cellular component: Golgi apparatus; endoplasmic reticulum; cell surface.
CUCCGGGACGUGUUUCAACAGAUGGUCGAGGUUAGAGAGUGUCAUCACACUGGAGAGAGGAUUAGAAGAGAGAGGUUGUCUUCCAGGAGCUGUGUGGUCCCCCACUACUCUUCAACCCCCAAAUCCCAGCACCAAGACACAAACCCCUCUGAGCGGAGGGAGACCCGGUGAAGAACCGCAAGGAGAAAACUGAGAGAGGAAUCCUAGCCUUGCCCCUCACUCGGCCAGCACUCAGCUCUCCUGCCUUCCAGUCAACCACGGCUGCGAGAGCUGCCCGGGUGUGAGUGAGUGGCCUGGCUGGACCUCUUCUCCCUCCCGUCAUCCCUCCAUUAAUCCUCCCCUCUACCCAUCCCGUCUCCUGUCGUCUCGGGCACCAUGCUGAUUCAGUGGCUGGCCUGGUUGGCCCUGCUGUCCCUGGACUGGGCUCCAGGCAGCUGGGCCUUCACCACCACCAGGGCUCAGGGCCUGAGGGGUCGCAUCCAGAGAGACCGCAGAAACAUCCGGCCCAACAUCAUCCUCAUCAUGACUGACGACCAGGAUGUUGAAUUGGGUUCUCUACAGGUGAUGAAUAAAACCCGUAAAAUCAUGGAGGAUGGAGGCACUACCUUCACCAAUGCCUUUGUCACCACACCCAUGUGCUGCCCGUCACGGUCCUCAAUGUUGACGGGCAAGUACGUCCACAACCACAACACCUACACCAACAAUGAAAACUGCUCCUCCCCUUCCUGGCAGGCUCAGCACGAGCCACGCUCAUUCGCUGUCUACCUCAACAACACUGGCUACAGGACAGCCUUCUUUGGCAAGUACCUCAAUGAGUACAAUGGCAGCUACAUCCCACCUGGGUGGCGUGAAUGGGUCGGAUUGAUCAAGAAUUCCCGCUUCUAUAAUUACACUGUCUGUCGGAAUGGUUACAAGGAGAAACACGGUGCCGAUUAUGCCAAGGACUAUUUCACAGAUCUGAUCACCAACGACAGCAUCAACUUUUUCCGCAUGUCCAAGAAGAUAUAUCCUCACCGUCCCGUGAUGAUGGUUAUCAGUCACGCUGCCCCUCAUGGCCCAGAAGACUCAGCACCUCAGUAUGCCGAGCACUUCCCGAAUGCCUCUCAGCACAUCACUCCCAGCUACAACUAUGCCCCAAAUAUGGACAAACACUGGAUCAUGCAGUACACAGGCCCCAUGAGACCCAUCCACAUGGAGUUCACAAACUUCCUCCACCGGAAAAGGCUGCAGACACUCAUGUCUGUGGAUGACUCCGUGCAGAAGGUUUAUGAUAUGCUCGAGGAAACUGGAGAGCUGGACAACACUUACAUUAUCUAUACAGCGGACCAUGGAUACCACAUCGGUCAGUUUGGGUUGGUCAAGGGAAAGUCAAUGCCUUAUGACUUUGACAUCCGUGUGCCAUUCUUCCUGCGGGGACCUAAUGUGGAGCCAGGGGCAGUAAACCCUCAUCUCGUGCUGAACAUUGACCUAGCUCCCACGAUUCUCCACAUUGCUGGGUUGGACACCCCUCCAGACAUGGAUGGAAAGUCCAUCCUUAAGCUGCUGGAACAGGAAAGGACUGGCAAUAGAUUCAAACCCAACCGGAAACCCAAAGUCUGGAGGGACACAUUCCUGGUGGAGCGAGGAAAGAUCCUGAGGAAGAAGGAUGAUUCAGUGAACACUCAGCACACCAACAGCCUGCCUAAGUACAAGAAGGUCAAAGAGACUUGCCAGCAAGCCGAAUUCCAGACACCCUGCGAACAGCCUGGACAGAAAUGGCACUGCGUGGAGGAGAUCACGGGGAAGUGGAGGAUACAGAAGUGUAAAGGUGGUUCGAAAGAGGGCUCCAGGAAAAGGGCCCGCAGCCUGAAGCCCCGUGGCAGUUAUGACAGAGAGAGAGGCUGUGACUGCGGGGACGCUCUCUUCAAACCCUCCAGAGCGGAACGCCGCUCCCACCGUCAGUUCUCUUCCUCAUCUGGCCAGCGUUAUCGACCACGAUUUGUCCAUACCCGGCCUACCAGGUCUCUGUCUGUUGAGUUUGAAGGUCAGAUAUACGACAUUGACCUCCAAGCAGAUGAUCAGUCAGCUGUCCGCCGCCGCGUCAUCUCAAAGCGUCAUUACAACCAAGACGGCUCAGAGUUUGACCUGGGGACAGAUGACGGUUCAGAGGAAAUGCUGGCAGAUGAUACAAACGCUGUGGGAUACCCAAACUCGGUGAAAGUUACCCACAAAUGUUAUAUUUUGAUGAAUGACAGUGUUCAUUGUGAGAGAGAAAUCUACCAGUCCUCCAGAGCCUGGAAAGACCACAAGAGCUACGUGGACCAGGAGAUUGAAGCACUUCAAGACAAAAUCAAAAACCUCCGGGAAGUGAGAGGCCACCUCAAGAGGACACGGCCAGACGAGUGUGACUGCGGAAAGAAGAGCUAUUAUAGCAAUGGAGACAGAAACAAGGCAGAGAGAUUGAAGAGCAGGAAUGAUCAGCUCCAUCCGUUUAAGGAGGCUGCACAGGAAAUAGACGGGAAGGCCCAGAUGUACAAUGAGAUCCGGAGACGGAAGAAGGAGAGGAAGGAGAAGAAGCGGCAAAGGAAGGGAGACGAUUGCAGCCUGCCCGGCCUCACUUGCUUCACGCAUAACAAUGACCACUGGCAGACUGCUCCUUUCUGGACAUUGGGCGGAUUCUGUGCGUGCACCAGCUCCAACAACAACACCUACUGGUGCCUGAGAACCAUCAACGAGACCCACAACACACUGUUCUGCGAGUUUUCCACUGGCUUUCUGGAGUAUUUUGACCUCAACAGUGACCCUUACCAGCUGACCAACGCAGUGUAUGCAGUUGAUCGGGAGGUACUGAACACGCUCCACGCUCAGCUCAUGGAGAUGAGAAGUUGUCAAGGCUACAAGCAGUGUAACCCUCGACCUAAAGGCUUGGAUACAGCACACAGCCAAUAUGGGACGGACGACAGGGUUAAGCUACCCAACUUGACAGACGAGGAGGUGAACUGGCAGGGACUGGAGGAUCUGUAUAGCGUAAACGAAAGCCUUUAUGAAUGUAGGCCUGACUACAGCCCCAGCCCAGACAACUGGGCCAACUUCCAGAAGGAUGUAGAUAAUAUGUUUGCACUGCGACACGUUUUUAAAAAAUUCAACCGAACCCAUAAGCUUGACGACUCCACCCUGCCAGAGCUGGGCUCCGGGGCCGGGGGUGGAGGCCUUGGAGAGGGCAGCGGAGAAGAGCUGGCCUCAGCCAGCGACGCCUGGCCGGGCCUGGCCACAGAGGCUCGCGUCACCACCCCCGCCCCCAGCAAAACGCCAUCAACACCACCACCCACACCCACGCCCAUAGUGGAAAGGAAACUGGAAUCUGUUGUCAACGACCUUCCGGAGAGGCUCAUAGACAGAGCUGGGGUGUCUGUCAUCUCAGCAUCGCCAGUGACAGUAUCAUCAUCAGGUCCGAGGAGAGACAAGGUUAUCUUCCAGAGCGAUAUAUGGGCGCAGCAGCUGGAGGAGAUGGAAGGAGAUAUGUUCAGCGGGAAUGGACUGACAGAGCUGGAGACACGAUACGACAACCAGCUGGAGCCUGGUCUGGGUCCCGGAGAGGCAGCCAGCCCUCAGGGUCUUGGCCUGGGCUUGGACCCCGAAGAAGAGGAGGACAUUUUCCAGGCCCAAGGCUACCUCCCUUUCUCCCCACAGACACCGAGGCCCAAGGUGCAGGCCAGCACCACCGGUAGCCCCCCCACCACACAGACUAGCAUCCCACAGAGUGUCGGGGUGGUACUACAGGUGCUGCCUCAGUCAGCGCUGCCCCUCACCUUGGACUACGAGGGCAGCGGCUCUCUGCCUCAAGCCUCCAAUCAGACCCUCUGAGGCAGAUUCAUACGCUGGCCAGCCAAUGAGCUGCUGGUCGACAGAGACACAGAGACACAGUGAUUGGGAGAUGAGCUUGCCAAGAGCAAUGGCGAGUGAUGCCACCUCAGUCAGUCAGAGUUGUAUAAUGAGUAUUAAAUUUAUUGUUUAUUUUUUUACAGGUGCCUACAUUCAUUAGUAAACAGUGUUACAUUUUCUGUUUUGUUUUGUUUUUUUUUUUAAUAUAUAUUUAGAAAAGAAAAAGCCUUAAUGCAGCUAAACGUUAAGUGUUGGGAGUAAAAAAAAAAAAAAAAGAUUGAUUCCAUACAGAUAACACCAUCAAUGUUUUUAAUAUGUUUUUUUUUUUUUUAUGAAUUUUUUUUAAAUGAAAAAGUGUGAGUGGUGAAAUCAUGUGAAUGGAUGGUUAGCAUGAGUCAGCUUUAGGUACGCUCCAAUUUAUUAAUCAUGAACUUGGCCCAUUACAGGAUAGUCCAUAAGAACCACUUACCAAUUAGGUAAUGACAAAACUGACCCCAAAUGCACUUUUUUUUUUUUUUUUUUUUACACAAUUAUUUCGACGGACUCCUUUCGAAGCUAAGACUGGCUAACUGGCUUGUCACUUCUGAAAAAGUUACAGAGUCAACAUUAAUAUGUUUCACAAGUAACUUUUAUCUUUAACUUUUUCCUAUAUGGAAAUAUUUUUAGCUUUUUCUUAAUAUGGCAGUAAUAGGAUCACAAAGUUUAGACAAUCAUGGGACAGUUUAGUUUACAUUUGUAACUGACAGCUCUGCAUUAUUUGAAUUAUCCAGCUGCAGCAAACCCAUCCGAUACUCUAAGCAGGCAAGAAAAAAUUGGCAUUUGUUUUUCCUGCCAGGGCACUAUUUACUGAUUAAGUUGCACCAUUGCACCAGCUCUGACUUUGCAGAGUUGCACGUUUGUCACCAUUCACAGCAUUUUAUUUUUAACCUAAGUAAAAAUACUAAUCACAAACAAAAUGUUUACACAAUCACCAUGGGUUAGAAAAUGUUCAUUGUGUAACUUUUUCUUUUCUUUUUUUUUUAUCACCAAUUAAUCUUGUGCUGUUUGAUGUAGUGCUUUGAUAAUCCAGAGUAUAAUGUUGCACAUGGCCAAUUCAUUUUGAAUGUAACUGCAUAGUCCCUUAAAACUGGUGAUAUGACAGCACACUGUGCCACAGCUUUGUCUUUGACUCCAAUAGUCAGUAAAAUACUCAGCACAAAUACUUUGCAUAGAGAUAAGAAUUGCCAGUAGUUCAUCUAAGCGACCAAGAUGUAAGUUCAGGUUGGAAACAGAUGAAUGCAAAAACCUGAUGCUGUCCUUUUUUUUUUCUUGACAGUGUGUGUAGAUGUGUUAGAACAACUCUGGUUUCGGGAAAGCCAUGGAGCUGUAAAGAAAUAAACCCUUUCAACC